UGCUUUGGCCACUGGUGCGUAAACGUGCGCGUGUUUACUUUCUUUCGCAGUGAGUGUUAUCAUGAUCUAUCAUUAGCAAGACAAGCAAUGCCAACGAAGUGAAAUUUUGUCUAAUAUUUUAUCUAAAAUGGGAUUAUCUUGACGAUAUUGCACAUUAUUCCAACGUUCACCUUUUGAGGAACCAGGAGGUAUCGAACAACGGUCAAGAUUUCUUUUGCUAUCCUGAGCGUAACUUCGUAUAAAACAGGCAUCAGAAAUGUGGCCUACAAAGCGCCUACUGAAGUAUGGCCUGGUAGGAGGUUCUCUAGUGGGAACCGCGCUCAGUUUGCAUGCGAACGACUACGAUAUCAACUCGAUCGGCAUCGUUCGGCUGGGUCGAGCGGGCAUGACCGUGUUCGACAUCGCAGCGACCUACAAAACAAAUCUUUACAAACAGGAAUGGCCGGACAAAAAGGAUCCAGCCUAUCUCAAGCUGAAAAGCGAAACGCACAAGAUUGCGGCAGAAAAGCUUCUUGACCUAUGCCGUACAAAUAGGGGCGUCUACAUCAAAGUCGGACAACACAUUGGUGCUUUGGAGUACCUUCUACCGUACGAAUAUGUUACCACGAUGAAGAUUCUACACAGCAACGCGCCGCAAAAUCCUAUCGAAGACCUAUACAAAGUGAUUCGACAGGAUCUGAAAGUAAAUCCGGAAGAUAUAUUCUCCUCGUUUGAUUCGGAACCUUUGGGUACAGCAUCGCUAGCACAGGUCCAUCGAGCAACUUUGAAAGACGGCACAGAAGUGGCCGUUAAAGUGCAACAUCCUUAUGUACGGGGGAACUCUAUCGUAGACAUCAAGACCAUGGAAGUGCUAGUCAAAUUAGUAACGUGGACCUUCCCAGAUUUCAAGUUCCAGUGGCUGGUGGAUGAAACCAAGAGAAAUCUUCCAGUUGAAAUGGAUUUCGAGCAUGAGGGUCACAACGCUGAGAAAGUAGCUGAAAUGUUUAAAGACUACAAAUGGCUCAAGGUUCCGAAAAUCUACUGGGAGUAUACCACUUCCCGAGUUUUAAUGAUGGAGUUCUUGAAGGGCGGUCAAGUCAACGACGUCGAAUACAUCGACAAAGAGAAACUGGACCGGUAUGACAUCGCCAAUAAGAUCGGGCAACUGUACGCUAAUAUGAUCUUCCUAAAAGGGUUUGUGCACAGUGAUCCCCAUCCGGGUAACAUACUGGUCAGGAAGUCAGACAAAGGCGGCACCGAAGUUGUGUUGCUGGAUCACGGACUUUACGCUAACCUCACUGAAAAGUUCCGCUACGAGUAUUCAAAACUGUGGCUUAGUAUAUUGAAAGUUGACCAGAUGGGGAUGAAAAGACACGCACAAGCCCUUGGCGUCGAAGGAAGCAUGUGGGGUUUGUUCGCCUGUAUGGUUACCGGCAGACCGUGGAAUUCGGUAAUACACGGUAUCGAUCGGGUGAAACAGGAUGAUGCUGAGAAAGAACUCAUCCAAAAGGAAGGCAAACUGGUCAUCCCACAUAUCUCUGACGUGUUGGAAAAGGUCGACCGCCAGAUGCUACUGGUGCUGAAAACGAACGACCUCAUUCGCGGGAUCGAAACCACCCUAAAGACCCAGAACCGGAUGACGGCCUUCUGGGUGAUGAGCAAGUGCUGCAUCAAGAGCGUCGGUAGUCGGGAAUACCAGGACGCGCCGGAUCCUUGGAAAAAGCUGUCGACAUGCCUGCGUGAAAAUUGGGCAAUCUUGAAGCUCAAUAUGUACUACCUCUACCGGGGAUUGGUAACGUUACACUUCAUGUCAGCGCUUAAAAUGAUUUUCUAGUUAGACUUAGGUAGGCAAGUAAAGAAAAUAUGACAAGUAGUAUUUAAAAAUCGGGCAUUCAAGGUGUGGGGUAUAGGUUUAACAAUGUUUGCGAUAUUUUACUGCCUCUGAUUAUGUUGGUUUUGAAGUAAUCAUAUUGUUACCAGGCACAUCUAUUUUCGAUUGAAUGAGAUAUAUUUUAGUUUUAUAAUUUUUGUUGAAGAUUUUUAGAUUACCAGUUCUAAGAUUAUGUAUGUUUAAAGUCUUUGUUGAAAAAUAUUUUUUGAAUGAUAUUGAAGCAAAAAAA
Molecule: messenger RNA, 2099 nt
Organism: Armigeres subalbatus
Lineage: Eukaryota; Metazoa; Arthropoda; Insecta; Diptera; Culicidae
Gene: Adck1
Product: aarF domain-containing kinase 1
Exons: 3
Coding region: 257-1813 (518 amino acids)
Source: RefSeq, a predicted model, not a curated record